GGCUGCGUUGGCUUCUCGUCAGACGCUCUUCAGGACCUCGCAGAUAUUCAAUCGUGACGGAUCUCUAUCCUCCUCCUCCUCCUCCUCCUCCCUCUCCCCCCCCCUCCUCCAGCCCCUUUCUGCUCCUCCACUCCUGUUUAAGAUUCCGCAUUUGACAAGACGGCUUUGCACGCUGCCGCCGCCGCCGCCGCCGCAUCCUCCCCUCUUCCAUCUUCUUACGCAGGAAAAACGGGGAUCUGGCCGUUUUUUUUUUUUCCCUUCAGGGGUUGAGUCAAGUUUUAUCGUACGAGGAGUUUUACAAUGACAGCUACCAAGGAGCAGCCGAAUCAGAGACCGAAUCAACCGCAGCAGGAUGAGGACCUAGGUGGGGUGAGUCCUCCUCAGAGGAACUGGAAGGGGAUUGCCAUUGCUCUGCUGGUCAUCUUGGUGGUCUGCUCCCUGAUCACCAUGUCUGUCAUCCUCCUAACACCAGCUGACAACCAAGCUGGAAGUGACACCAAACUGACUGUGGAGGAUUUGUUCAAACCUGAGUUCAAGGUCCAUGACCCGGAGGCGAAGUGGAUCAAUGACUCUGAAGUCAUCUACAGGAACAGUGAUGGCCAUGUCAUCAAGUUCAACAUCGUCACAAAUGAAACAGAGAUUGUUCUGACAAACACAACAUUUAUAAAUUUCAAUGUGGCCAAGUAUUCUGUCUCCCCUGACCUGAAAUAUGUCCUCUUCGCUUAUGAUGUGAAACAGGUUUACCGCCACUCCUACAUGGCCUCCUACAGCAUCUACAAUAUUCAUACGCGGGAGGUUUGGGAGCUCGACCCUCCUGAGGUGGUGAACUCUGUCCUGCAGUACGCUGCUUGGGGAGUGCAAGGCCAACAGCUGAUCUACAUAUUUGAAAAUAACAUCUACUACCAAUCUGAUGUCAAGAGUAACUCCCUUAGGCUAACAUCCUCAGGGAAGGAAGGAGUCAUAUUCAAUGGAAUUGCUGACUGGCUCUAUGAAGAGGAGAUCCUUCAGACCCAUGUGGCGCACUGGUGGUCACCUGAUGGAGAGAGGCUGGCCUUCCUGGUUCUCAAUGACAGUCUAGUGCCUAACAUGGCUUUACCUCGCUUCACUGGCAUGGCAUACCCCAAAGGAAAGCAGUACCCAUACCCCAAGGCUGGCCAACCCAACCCAGCUGUGAAGCUCUACGUGGUCAAUCUUUAUGGGCCGACACACACACUGGAGCUCAUGCCUCCGGAGACGCUUAAACUACGAGAACAUUAUGUCACCAUGGUGAAGUGGAUCAGCAAGACCAAAACAUCUGUCAGGUGGUUGAACCGGGCCCAGAACAUCUCCAUCCUAACUGUGUGUGACACCACCACUGGAGCCUGCGUCACGAGACAUGAAGAAAGCUCUGAGCUCUGGCUUUCCAAGCAGAACCAAGAGCCGGUAUUCUCCAAGGACGGCAACAGGUUCUUCCUGACUGUUCCGGUCAAACAAGGAGGACGUGGAGAGUUUCAUCACAUCGCCAUGUUCACCACACAGUUCAGAGCUGAUCAGAAUGAAGUCCGCCAUCUGACAUCAGGAAACUGGGAGGUGACCAAGAUCAUUGCCUAUGAUGAGAACACUGACAACCUUUAUUUUCUCAGCACAGAAGGUUCACCACGAAGACGGCAACUGUUCAGUGUUAAAACUGUGGGUCUGUUCCCACGACGGUGUUUAACAUGCGAGCUAAAUAAAGCUCACUGCCUGUAUUUUGAUGCUGACAUCAGCCCCACAAACCAGCACAUCAUCCUCCACUGUAAAGGUCCUGGAGCACCUACUGUGAUCUUACACAGCCUCAACAACUCAAAUUACUACAUUCUUGAGAACAACUCUUUGCUGAAGGCAGCCUUGAAGUACAAAAGGAUCCAACUGACUGACUUCAGAACUGUUCCGAUGGAACAUUUUGAUUUACCUUUGAAGAUCUCUUACCCACCAGACUUUUCUGAUUCCCGUCACUAUGGACUACUGUUGCUGGUUGACAGCGCCCCUGGGGGUCAGGCUGUUAGUGACUACUUCUCUCUCAGCUGGGACUCUGUUCUGGUCAGCUCAGACAACAUCAUCGUUGCUCGUCUGGACGGCCGGGGCAGCGGCUUCCAGGGGCAGAGGAUCCUGCACGAGGUCCACCAGAGACUGGGGACUGUUGAUGUCCAAGAUCAGAUUGCAGCCAUAGAAUACAUGAUGAAAUUUCCGUAUAUUGAUCGGACACGGAUAGCAGUGUUUGGAAAGGGUUAUGGAGCCUACAUGACUUUAAUGAUGCUCAAGUCUACUGACAGCCUCUUCAAAUGUGCAUGUGCAAUGUCACCGGUGACGGACUGGAAACUCUAUGCAUCCGCGUUCUCUGAGAGAUACCUUGGCAUGCCAUUACGGGAUGACAGCAGAUAUCAGUUUUCCAGUGUGCUGCAGAACGUUCAAGCACUUAGGGAACAGACACUGAUGCUGGUGCACGGCACAGCAGAUGCCAACAUCCACUUUCAGCAUACUGCUGAGCUCGUCAAGAACCUUGUGAAAGUUGGAGCAAACUACUCAAUGCAGAUCUACCCAGAUGAGGGUCAUUUCCUGUCUCAGCAGAGUCGCCAGCACCUCUAUGCCACACUGACCAGCUUCUACAGGGAGUGUCUGAAGGAGGAGUUACUACCGCUGCCCGAUGAGGAGGAGGAGGAGGAGGAGUAGGCGGCAGGCUUUGAGGGUCAGACCUUUGGCAGAGCUUGAGAGAAUUUUGCUAAAAUCCGUCAAGGCCUUUCGCAUUUGGACCAAGUGUUUAGCCAGACAUGGACACUGGGUUAGAGCUUCUGAUGCUCUCAAGUAAUGUGUGUGGUUGUGUGCGUGCGUGCGCGUGCGUGCACAUGUGUGUGUGUGUGUGUGUGUGUGUGUGAGUGAGUGAGUGAGAGCACUCUGGUGUGUGACUGUGUAUAAAUGUGUUGAAAAGAUAACUGAAGGACACGACAGUGACACUUGCAUUGCCGGGACUUGAGGCAGGAACAGCCCUCUAGCAUAAAGUCAUUUCAGUUUUGGGGCGCUCCGUUUCUCGGCAAAGCACACGGAAGACUGCCUCCAUCUUGUGCAGGCUCUCUGGGCUGUUGUCAUCCACACUUAACCAAGUGCAUGGUUCUUUUUUCCCCCCUUUCUCGGCUUCACUCAUUUUGCCAUGUUAGUCUACUUUGUGGUAACACUUGGGAAGAAAAGAACUCAGAUGGGCACUUUUGAUCUCACCUCCCCUUUGAUUGUUGUAUUGUUGCACAAGGAAAUGCUCCAGUCAUUUACAAAAAAUGUUUAGUCACGCAAGUUCACCACAACCAAGCCGAUCCUGAAUAAGUGCAAUUUCCUGCUGAAACCCUCUGCCAUCGCCCACCCUAAAUGGAAACCGUCUUUAUAGGUCACACUUUAUUGUACAGGGGUCUUGUGUAGACAUGUACAAUGCCUUAUGAGGUUCAACAUACUGUAAUAUUACUUGCUGGCAUUGGUAGUCAUCCAUUAGCAGUGUCAUGUUAACCUAUGUCAACUCAGGUCCUCGAGACACAGCAUUGCAGUCAGUUUAGUAUCUGAAACAGUUACAACACUAUGUCAGCUGUAUGGUCACAAAUAAGUUUUAAGUCUACAUGAAGAUAAUGGAUGUUGACCAUACAGUUAUUUCAGUUUCAGGCCACACUGCAAAAGUUCUCCAUCUUAAUAAGCCAUUAACCUAAUUUUCUUAAAUCAAGUGAUGAUAUCUCUUUGAAGUUGUGAGACCGUUUUUCAGUGCAUCUCCACCAGAUUUAAGAGCUUUCUUGAAGUCAAGAGACGUUUUCCCUAUUUUGGACACUUAUUUCAAGCGGGGGGGAAUAAAGGUGGAAAGAAAUAAAAAUGGCUGUACUAA
Lates calcarifer (barramundi perch) is the source of this 3871-nucleotide messenger RNA. RefSeq names its product inactive dipeptidyl peptidase 10. The coding region runs from base 301 to 2688 and encodes 795 amino acids. Gene Ontology annotation, biological process: proteolysis. Gene Ontology annotation, molecular function: dipeptidyl-peptidase activity; serine-type peptidase activity. The record is from RefSeq and is a predicted model, not a curated record. NCBI's taxonomy places the organism in Eukaryota, Metazoa, Chordata, Actinopteri, Centropomidae. The transcript is spliced from 26 exons.